GUUCAAGAGUAUUGUUGCUGAGUGUUUCCAAUCCGACGGCUUGUUCCAGAAGAGUUUGAAGGAGGCUUUCGAGACAUUCAUCAAUCGCGACUUGGGUCGGUUCAGCGUCGCUGCUAUGAUGAGUAGUUUCUGUGACAAAGUGCUGAGGAAAGGAGGGGAGAAGCGUUCGGAGGAGCAGGUCGAUGCUCUGAUGUCGAAGUUGGUGGAUCUGUUCUCGUUUUUGACCGAUAAGGACGUGUUUGCUGAGAUAUACCGAAACCAGUUGGCGAAGCGCCUGUUAUACGAUACAAGUGCUAGUGAUGAGGCGGAGAAGAAUGUUAUCCAGAAGUUGAAGAUGAAAUGUGGAGCCCAGUUCACGUCGAAGCUGGAGGGGAUGAUUACUGAUAUAUCGUUGGCCGCGGAUAUGCAGAAGCAGUUUAGGGAGUACCUUUCCCAUAGAGACUCUCAGGCUGACUAUGGCAAGUAG
This is a messenger RNA of Perkinsus marinus ATCC 50983, 466 nucleotides long. RefSeq lists its product as hypothetical. The annotation marks the transcript as partial. NCBI's taxonomy places the organism in Eukaryota, Perkinsozoa, Perkinsida, Perkinsidae. The record is from RefSeq and is a predicted model, not a curated record. Gene Ontology annotation, molecular function: ubiquitin protein ligase binding. The transcript has 5 exons. Gene Ontology annotation, biological process: ubiquitin-dependent protein catabolic process; protein ubiquitination. Gene Ontology annotation, cellular component: cullin-RING ubiquitin ligase complex.